AGAGGAAAUAGAGAACCAAGAAGAGGCUGAGAAGGAGAUAGAGAACCAGGAAGAGGUUGAGAAGGAAAUAGAGAACCAAGAAGAAGGUGAAGAAAAGAUAGAGAACCAAGAAGAGACUGAGAAGGAUCUAAAGAACCAAGAAGAGGCUGAGGAGGAAUUAGAGAACCAGGAAGAGGCUGAGAAGGAAAUAGAGAACCAGGAAGAGGCUGAGGAGGAAAUAGAGAACCAGGAAGAGGAGGCUGAGAAGGAGAUAGAGAACCAAGAAGAGGCUGAGAAGGAGAUAGAGAACCAAGAAGAGACUGAGAAGGAGAUAGAGAACCAAGAAGAGGCUGAGGAAGAGAUAAAAACCCUGGAAAACACUGGAGAAGGACUUGAGGAGGAGGAGGAAGAGGAAAGCAGAGAAUUACCAAAGUCACCAGUUCUGGGUAGAAAGCCUAUUAAACUAUACAUUAUGACCAGCAAAACAGAGGGUAGAAGUCCUGUUACCUCUCGUACUGAAGAAGAUAAGGUAGCUGCUGUGAAAAGGGAAGAGAUCGAGAGAUGCUUUGGUUUUAACAGUGACGACAGUAUGCAGUCGAAUAAUUCUAACGAGGAGGACACCCAGAGUAGGGAAAGGUAUGUCAGAUCAGGUGGUGAUAAAGUGUCCAUAAGAUUAGAUGGUGAUAAAGUGUCUAUGAGAUCGGGUGGUGAUAAAGUGUCCAUAAGAUUAGAUGGUGAUAAAGUGUCUAUGACAUCAGAUGGUGAUAAAGUGUCUGUGAGAUCAGGUGGUGAUAAAGUGUCCAUAAGAUCAGGUGGUGAUAAAGAGUCUGUAAGAUCAGGUGGUGUUAAAGAGUUUAUAAGAUCAGGUGGUGAUAAAGAGUCUGUAAGAUCAGAUGGUGAUAAAGAGUCUGUAAGAUCAGGUGGUGUUAAAGAGUCUAUAAGAUCAGGUGGUGAUAAAGAGUCUGUAAGAUCAGGUGGUGAUAAAGUGUCUAUGAGAUCAGGUGGUGAUAAAGAGUCUGUAAGAUCAGGUGGUGUUAAAGAGUCUGUAAGAUCAGGUGGUGUUAAAGAGUCUAUAAGAUCAGAUGGUGAUAAAGAGUCUAUAAGAUCAGGUGGUGACAAAAAGGGAGAGUAUAUAAGCUCUGGUGUUCAUAAUAAGGAAGAAGAGAACAUGAAUUUGGCUUGUGAACGUAGUGAACAGGACAAAAUUUUUAGGUCCCAAAGUCCUGCGAUUGAUGAUAUGUUUUGUUGUAAGGAUGUUGAGACAGAGGGUGAUUUACAUGUUACUCCCGUUGCCAGUACUAGUAGCAGUGCCUCUCAUUGCGAGGUUGGUCAGCCGUCAAGAGAUUUGGAGCAGACGUGGAAAGGGGGUCACAUUUCCGUAGCCUCGGGUCAUAGAGGUGAAACAAAACCUCACACUGCAGUACAAGACAAAACUGAUUCAGAUCAUAAAGAUGUGGAGUGCAUAGAUAUUUUGAGUGAUGCUGCUGAUGAUGAUGAAGAUGAUGAUGAAGAAGAAACUUCUGUUGCCUCAAAAAAAGCAACCGACUCAGAUCUAUUAUAUCUUCGCUUAAAGAACUUACCAGGAAAAAAUGUUCCCACUGUGUGUCAAAAGUGUCGGAAUAUCUGGAAUGACAGAGUUUUGAACAUAAUCUCACUUGGCACUGAGUCUGUUACUGUCAACUCAAGGAUUACCUAUGGAGCUAUCAUCUGCAUCAACAACUGGGCUGAGUCACAUUUCUCAAGUGGGAAGGAAGAGGCAGUCAGGAGCUUAUUAGAUAGGGCAGAUCUGGGAAAAAAUAUUGGAUCUUUAAAGAUAAGUGAAGUUAAUCACUGGCUUGGCAACAUCAUGAAGUCCGGUAAGAUUAAGUGCUGUCAUGUAUUUACUGCUGUUUACAAACCAGAUUCCACUAAAGAAUUUCUCUCAAAUUUGAUUGGUGCAGAUGUAACCUCUGAUGUAGUGCCAGUAAGAAAUAACAAAAGAGAUGCUCCUGUGACUCAUGAGGAGGAGAUUCCUGCCAAGAAAAGAAUAAGUGAGGUGAAGAAGAAAACUAAAACAAAAAAUCUGAACAAAAUACUGAGGAAGCCUCUAAAGAGUACUGGUACCUUAUCUUCAUCCCAAAAAGUUCAACCUUCCUGUUCAAAAUAUAUACCAACUGUAAGUGAGGACGUAGAACCUGCCUCAGAGAAGAUCAUGCUGUCGGGUGCCUGGGACACACCCAUGUUUGCAGAAACUAUAACAAUGCCAGAAGUAUCAAAAGAAGUUGAGGCUGUUUCUUUAGAGACAAAAAAGAGUUCUUCUGAAAGUGGUCCUGCUCUUGUCUCAGAGAGUCCAGUGGAGACCCCACCAAAAGAAACUGUACGGCCUGUUAUUCAAUCUCCUAAAAUGAAUGAGUCAGAUCUCCCAGAGGAGUGUACACCGUCUACCUCUGAAAAAAGUGUGCCAUUGUUAUCAAAGGAAACCACUCCGUCUAUCUCCAAGAGAAAUAAAUUAUCGCUUUCAAAUAAUAAGUUACAAUUAAAAUUACCGAGACAUGUACCACCCAGUACCAAGACAACGGCUUUGCCUGUAUCUGAAACGGCAACUUUGUCUGUAUCUAAGAAUGUCACAUCACCUCUUUCUGAGAAUCAAACAUCACAUGAGCCAGAGAAAGAUAAAUCAAAUACCUUAAGCACCACUGAAACAUCAACUACAGAAAACAUGGAAACCAUCCAACCUGCUUGUGAGACAACCUCUACAACAGCCUUAACAGAGAAUACUGUAACUACUCCAAUAAAACGUACAUCGAAAUUGAAAUGUCAUAUACCAAAGAUUAAAACUUUAAAACCUUCAACAUCUGAAAAUAAUAGAGAAUUAGGAGCCUCCACCAGACAGACAAGGUCUUCAACUUCCUCCUCACAGCAGCCACCCUUGUCUCAGGAUGCCUCUGAUUCAUUUCCGAGCAUUUCGUCACAGCAGGAUGCAGUUGCUGCUGCAGUUUCAACAGUAGAGGCUGACAACUUAACUAAGGAAAGUUUAGUAACAUCCCAUGAAAGCAUAUUAAGCAAUGAUGAUAAAAUUCUUACUACGGAUACUAAUAAACCAGCCCAAGCAGUCAGUCAGCAGGUGGUGCCUUCAACUAUAUCUCCGCAACACUCUUUGAUCGAGUCACAAAAUUCUACCAAAACAAUAGUUGAUACGGCCGACGAAAAUUCCAUAUCAUCUGAUACUGAUAUUGGUGGUGAAGGUGAGGAAGAUAAGUCUGUUCCCAGUGAGGAGAAUACUGGUAAUAAUUUAUGUGCUGUUUUAGGGUUGAAUGUUAAUACCCUAGAUACCUACUGUUCUAGCACAGAUAUGAAAACUAUCACAAAUGGAGGUAUGGUAAAACAUCCUUCCAAGAAAUACAAAUAUAGUUUUUCCCACUAUGAAAUGCUGAAGGAGAGAUCAGCUUUGUGUGGGUUAGCCAGAGAAGCUUUUGACCUCUUGCCAUUCGAGUCGGACAAUUGCCGUCCACUGACCCCAGGUACAAGAGGUAGAAGACGCUUUUUAACAAACAGAGAAUUGUUAAUGCUUCAGAACAUUUGUAUCUUAAAUCCUGAGUCUCCAGAUGUUGACUUGCUAUUCCGUAUUUUAAUCCAAAUACUCUUGACCCGUAAAAGAGUGUUGUUAGUUCCCAAUAGUCUUACCCUUCUUCUUGUGGCUGAGAAUUUAAGAAGGGACUUUAACCGUGCCAAAAGUAAGGGAACAUAUUCUAUCUUUCUGUCUCAGGAUUGGGAUCCAAGUAAUAUUUAUACAGCAGAGGACUUGUGGCUGUCUAAACUUGAGCUCACGGAGGGACCUACAAUUCGCAAUAUUAUCUCGGUGUUUUGCUUGUGGAAAAAUCUAGAACAGCACCUUCCUAAUGUUUCUUUACCAGAAGCUGUGGAGGAGCUGUGUAGAAAUAUUAACCUACGUGCUACUGACAAGACACAGUUCUGUAUAAAACUGUAUACAAGAUUUUGUAGUUAUUUGUAUGAAGAGAAAAACAGAAUUUUGGCAGAGUUCUUCCUCAACCAACCACUUACUGAGUCUAACCCUCCCAAGUCAAGAAAGCAAUUGAUAAAUGCUAUGAUGGCAUCUUUAGAUAUGACAGACUUGUCAUCUGCUGGGAGUUUGAAUGGUGCAGAGAAAGAGGUUCAGAGUGCUGAACAAAAAUGUGUAACAGCAGAGAAGGCAGCACUUCAGUCUCCUGAUUUCCAGAAAAAGGAAGAACUUCGUGUUAAUUUGACCAUUUUCAAAGAGAAGCUCAGUAAGUACAAGGAAAUGAAUGAUAUGAUGUUAAAAAGAAUCAAACUUGCUGAAAAUAGAAAACAAGAAAUUGUUAAUAAGUUUGUGGAUUCCAAGUCAAAGAAACUAGUACAAAAGUUGAGUGAAACAAGAAGAGCUAUUCAUCAGUCCCUUGCCAAGAGGAAAGGUGAUGGUAGUAUGGAGAAUGUGGAAAAUAGUAAGAAAGCAUUGAAAGUGGAUUACACCAAGAAUAUUCGAUCUUCUACUGAAAUUUGUUCAAGGGAGAGGUUUAGUAGUGUAGCUGCUAGUAUAGAUCUAGGAGAGGAUGUUCCACAGACAGUCAGGGAAGGAAUUUAUGAGCUCUUAGCCAAUGGGGUGGAUGUGAAUCAAGUGAGGACAGUUGUCCACACCAUCUUGACCAAAGUGGGGGGUGAGGAGUCUCCUGCCCUGCCAAGUGUUUCAUGGAUAAGAAAUUUUGCGCGCCUGAAUGGUUUUAUGAUAAAAUAAGGAUGAGAAUAAUGUCAAUUAGUGUGCAAAAAACUAUAUAUGGAACUACUGUAUCAUCGAAACAUGAUGUGUACUGGUAUUGUAGAUUAUAAAGACUUGUAAAAAAUUUACUUUUUUGAAUGGAAACUGUGUACUGUAAUACUGUACUAGGAAGUUAAAUUGACAAAAUUGAAAAUGUUUGUUUGGGAAGAGUUAUUUGUUGUUAUUAUUAAGAUAUAUGAGUAUUCUGUACAGGAGAUAGAAGGGUUUGUGAAAAUACCCGGUACUGUAAAAAUUUUAAGUACCCUGUACAAAACAAAAUUCUGAAUUAACUCUUGAUGAAAAUAUUUACAACUAAAACACUUACCUAGUCAAGCACUUGAUCAGAAUAAACAUUGAUUAAUUAUGUAUCUGUCUAUUAAAGUGUUUAAAUCUUUUUCCUGACUAGUUCAAUUGUUCAGGUUAUGUAUAAUGUACACCAUAAUUUAAAUACCAAUACCUAUGUCAAUUGGUCAUAGAGUUGCUCAUAUUGACUAAGAACAUUAAGAUUAUGAGACGUUCAUAGAUGUUUAAUUGUGUUUUCAUAUUUUGUAAUUGAUCAUGGUUCUUGAUGACUAAAUAAGUGUCUUAAUUAGUGUUGGGAAACUUUUUAUAUCAUUACUAGGUUCUAUUUUUUAUGAUUAAUAUUUUAGCACAUUAGUGAGUCUGUAAUGUAGUUUAUCUUGUAAAUGUGUUUCUAUGAAGUUUUGUUUUAAAUUAUAAAGGAUCUCAGUAAUUAUGUAAGGUUUUAAAUGCUGAGGAUAUUCCACCUUUAUAAGUACUGUAGUAUCCUAUUUUAUAAAUAGAUUUACUCUACUGUAUACUGUACAUACAUUUAUUUUGUAUAUCAUAACUAUUAAGAGUUAUAAGGUCAGUACAGUCCAGUACAGUAUAGGGUAUACUGUAUAAUAUAUUUCAAGUGUAAAUUUUGCAGUUUUCCAUAUACCUGUACUGUUUAGAUACAUUGUGUAAACUUUAUUUAAUGGACAAAAUUUGCAUUUAAGGAUAUUCGUCCUUUUAAACUCGAUACUGUACUUGGUAAAUAAAUAUUGAUAUUGGA
Molecule: messenger RNA, 5807 nt
Organism: Homarus americanus (American lobster)
Lineage: Eukaryota; Metazoa; Arthropoda; Malacostraca; Decapoda; Nephropidae
Exons: 1
Coding region: 452-4729 (1425 amino acids)
Source: RefSeq, a predicted model, not a curated record